Messenger RNA from Zootermopsis nevadensis, 3343 nucleotides. RefSeq names its product RWD domain-containing protein 2A. Lineage: Eukaryota; Metazoa; Arthropoda; Insecta; Blattodea; Termopsidae. Gene Ontology annotation, molecular function: protein binding. The record is from RefSeq and is a predicted model, not a curated record.
UUCAAUCUAGUCUUCUUUGGUAUAGACAGUUUGUGGUCUUGAUUACAAAAAAGAGUUUUUUAGAAAAAAAAUAAUGUUUGUCCAAAUAAAAAUGAAACAGUACUGUUGUGUUUAAUUAUGAAGAACUUUCAAAUUACCAGUUUUUGCCAAGAACAUAAUAUUGGCGUUUCGGAAAUAGGAAAGUAUAAUAUCUGAGUUUAAGAGGUUGCAGCAAACUACGCACCGAAGACUGUCAUUUAUCAAAUCCACGUGCCGUACUAAGUUUCUAUUCACGGCAUAUGUGUACAGUAAUAGUUAGCGAAUUCGUACGUUUUAAUGUAUCUUGCCACAAUGAAUUGUGACGAAAAUUCAGCAUGUGAUUGGAAGGAUAAUGAAUAUUUGGAUUUUAAGGAACUUGAGGAACAAAUAGCACAAAUUGUUGGUAAUGGAAAUCUGGAAGAAAUGCUGAGAAUACAAUUGUCAGAAGUGGAAAUGUUACAAUCCAUGUUCUCAAAUCCAGGAGAAUUUUGCGUUUAUGAUUAUAGUGUGAUAGCUGAUAUCAACGAAUUUGUUGAUGGCAAAUGUUCGAUUUAUCCCCCUCGAUUAGACUUUACCAUCAAUUUAUUCAUGGAUAAGGCAAAGCUGGAAGUGUGCAUUAAUUUGCCUCAUGAUUACCCUGCUAGUGAACCAGAUAUUUAUGUCCGAAGUGACAAGUUGGAUCGAAACCAGCAGCACAUCUUAAACAGUGAUUUAGCCAAUUAUAUAUCUACACUUGAAAGAGGAGAGAUUUGCACAUGUUCAGCAAUAUCAUGGUUGCAGGAAAAUGCAUCCCGAUACCAUGUUGAAUCUGCAAAACCCAGGAAAGAUGUAAAUCUUAGUGAUGAAAGUGAUACGUUCUUUACACGAUACUGGAUUUAUUCUCAUCAUAUUUAUAGCAAAAUUAAAAGAAGGGAGAUUCUAGAUCUUGCAAAUGAGUUCAGCAUUACAGGAUUUUGUUUACCUGGAAAACCAGGAAUAAUUUGUGCAGAAGGAUUGGCUGGAGAUUGCAAUGAAUGGUGGCAAAAGGUUAAAUGCAUGAAUUGGAAAAAAAUAAUGUGCAAGAAAAAGGAAGUAAUUAACUUAAGUUCAUUAAGUGUGAAUUCCCUUCGCAAGUUCUCUGCAUUUCAAGAAAUUUCAUUUGAAUGUAGUCAGAGUAAGUCAAGGGAAUGCCAUAUGGAUAUGGGAGAACUGUAUCGCUACCUGACUGAACAUAAUUGCAGUUAUGUCUUCAAAGACUACUUUGGUGUUGAUGGAAAAUGCAGCAGCAACCCACAGCAUUGAAAUAUGAGGCAUAUUUUGCUUAACAGCUUUCUGAUGUAUCAAACAAAAGUAAUAAAACUGUUACCAAAUGUAUAAAGCUGUUUCUAAGUUAUACUACCACUAUGCUUUCUGUCUGUAAAAACUUUAGAUCUUAAGGGUCAUUAACUGAGCCAAAUAUUUGUAAUUGGGGAAAUUAAUCAAGUGAUACAAUUAAUUAAAUGUAUAGAUUAACUAUGUUCUUUCAUCACUAACUGAUUGAUCACACAGGUUAAUUGGUCAGAUUCUGAAUAUAUUGUUUCAUAAGUUACAGAUUCAGGUGAUCAGUUAUGUUUUUCAGUACUAUACAAUGACCUUAAUUUGCAUAUGCUCAAAGUAUGAAAUGGAUAAGGAGAUAAUGUAAGGUAUAUAUUUUUGUAUUUUUAAUUUGUACUUUUUUGGUUCAGUACUACCUGGCAGCGAAAGGAGAAAGCUUAAUACAAACUUCAUUACUUUUUUAUAUAAAAAUGUGUAGCUUCUAAUGUAACUUGUUGCACUUGUGUCUUUCAUAUUUGCAGUUUGGUUUGUAAUGUUGCUCAGAAAUUUCAAGUACUGCUAGAGUAUAAGAAAGUACAUACACCACUGGUUCCCAAAUUAUUUUCACCAUUGGAAGAAUAUCAAACAAAAUUCCAAUACAACCCUAAUGAUGUACAUUGGUAACAUAUAUGAUUCUUCUUGGUGCUAUAGCCUUAUUCAAUUCUUGGCCUCGUCUGUCAGAAGUUUUGUACAUUCUUAAUAAGAUUGAGAGUAUGGCUCCUUGGAUGGAGAUUCAGACCAUCUCAAAGCUGCUUGUUCAGGACAAAAAUCACAAAACAUACCCUUUUUAUUAAUAAGUUAAGAUUAAACUUGUGCAUUACCAAUUUGUUUCUGUGGAUACCUAAAUACAUCUCAGAUUAUUUAAUGGUGCACAGAUUAUAGUGUUGACUAGGAUUAUCAUGAAUGGUGAGUAGAUAUGGAUUUGGAAGGAGAUGGUUAUAGCCUGUAUCUUUCAGCUUCCCCCCCCGAAGUAAUAGAAUAACCACAGAAAACCUGUUAGGAUAGUGGGUGACCUGGCUAUGAUUUGAACUUGAUACCUCCCAAAUAUAACCCGUGGGUCUUUGCCACACCAGGCCACUUUAUGUGAGCACCUAAAAUCCUGUUCACCAAACACCUUAGUUCUACAGAGGAAAGACUCAGAGCCAGUGGCUUGCAUUGUUCAUUUAAUCUCAAAUGACAACUCUGUUUUAAAGAGAUAGUACAUUAACUUGACUGCCACUCUUCAUAUCUUCCUGUUUUGUAAGUACGCAUUUUAUCUUGCCUUACCUAAGGCAGUUUUAUACAUUAUAGUUUGUAUUCUUUAAGUACAUAAUUAAGAGGACUUAUAUGAUUAUGCAAGAUUAAAAAUGGAGGCAAGUAGGGAUUUUAUUUUGUAUUUUUAAACCUGUUGACUAUAUGUAUGUUUUGAAAUUUCCGACUUAAUUCAACUUCAUUCACAACUGUUAAGAUUAAAUGAACUCAGCCAUAAAACUCUUCAGUAGUUAAUUCUUUAGAAAGAAGUUUUGUCUUGAAACAUAAAAGAUUAGUAAUGUAUUUUAUUAGUGUUGAGUGUCUGUUUCAGACUUCCAAAGUGCAGUUUUGUAUAAUUUUGCUUAUAUUAAAUUCAGCAUUAAAUGGGUGUUUAUUAUCAGUCUACUUCUUACAUUCUUUGUUAUCAAUAGCAGACAGACAGUGGGUUCUCCCCUUCACUAUUUCCAGAUAGUUUUGUUUCUAUGUGUAUUAUGUGCAUUUCUGCACACACAAGUGACUGAGGAUUGCUUACGCUACCACAAACACCAACAUUACCUGAGGAAUCCAAAGCAUCCAGAUAACUCUGACAUCACUAGCACCAUUCAGUGGUAAAUGUUCAAAUUAAUCAGAAAUGUUACAAUGUAUAUACAUUUUCUAACUUAUUUGUGGAGAUUUGAAGUGUUAUACUAAAGUAAUAACUUUAUGUCCUUAUGUAACAGAAUGCUGUUUUACACAAAAAAUAAAUAUUAAAGUUGUGACAUUC